This is a messenger RNA of Saccostrea cuccullata (small rock oyster), 1606 nucleotides long. Its product is annotated as mutS protein homolog 4-like. The transcript has 16 exons. NCBI's taxonomy places the organism in Eukaryota, Metazoa, Mollusca, Bivalvia, Ostreida, Ostreidae. Gene Ontology annotation, cellular component: nucleus. The annotation marks the transcript as partial. The record is from RefSeq and is a predicted model, not a curated record. Gene Ontology annotation, biological process: mismatch repair; reciprocal meiotic recombination. Gene Ontology annotation, molecular function: ATP binding; ATP-dependent DNA damage sensor activity; mismatched DNA binding.
UGGUUCUACCUCUGUGCUGGGAUCUGGCCGUCAGAGAUCAUGUGACCCAAAGUCUACACCGCACACCCGGUCAGCUGCCAUCAACCCUAACUCAGCAGUCAUUGUGGAUGCCACCACUGCUGUGAACCUUGAACUUUUACAGAACGUGAGGGACCCUAAGAGUGAGCAUACAUUAUACGGAGUGUUGAACUACACCAAGACAAUUGGGGGAGCCCGUUUACUGAGAGCCAAUAUUUUACAGCCUUCCUGUGACAAGGGAACCAUAGCCAUGAGACAAGAAGCAGUCUCAGAACUCACAGAGAAGGAGGAUGUGUUUGAUAGCAUUCAGACAGUGAUUGCUCGAUUCCUGGAUGUUGACCACAUCCUGUCAGUGUGUGUACAGAUCCCAAAGAAGGAGACACUGAAAACAGCAGAGGCCAACAUCAACAACCUUAUUCUCCUCAAACACAUCCUGGAACUGGUAGACCCACUCAGGAAUGCACUCUCCAACUGUGAAAACCGCCUGAUGAAACACUUUUACAAGUCACUAGAAGAUGGUAGAUAUGCACUGAUGAAAGCCAGAAUAGCUAGCAUAAUUCAUGACGAUACCAAGUAUCAGAAAGGAAUGCUGCACAUGCGCACUCAAAAGUGUUUUGCAGUGAAGGGAAGCAUUAAUGGCUUGCUUGAUAUUGGAAGAGGAACAUAUGGCGGUAUUAUAGAAGACAUAAACACAUUGGCUAACCAGUGGGCAGAAGAAUACAAUUUACCAAUAGUGACUUCGUAUAAUUCCACUAGAGGCUUUUUUCUGCAACUUAAUUGUGGUCCAAAACAAAACUUCAGCAAAGAGAGUCUGCCUGAGAUAUUUAUCAAAGUUACAAAAGCCAAGAACACACUGUGUUUUACCACCACAGAACUGAUUCGCUUGAAUAACAGGGCAAAAGAGGCUUUGGAUGAAAUAUACCUAGUGACCAACAUAGUAGUGACGGAGCUUUUAGGAGACCUGAGGAACCACUUUGGCUGUCUGUACAAACUGUCAGAGGCCGUGGCUAUGAUAGACAUGUUACAGAGCUUUGCUCAUGCCUGUACUUUGUCCAAUUAUGUGAAGCCUGAUUUUACCAAAGAUACACUUGCCAUAAAGCAGGGACGACACCCAAUCCUUGAAAAAAUCAGCACUGAUAUGCCAAUCCCUAACAAUACUUAUGCUACUGAAGACAGCAAUUUCAAUAUCAUCACUGGUGCAAACAUGAGUGGUAAAAGCACCUACCUGAGACAGAUUGUGUUGUUACAAAUCAUGGCCCAGAUAGGAUGUUUUGUUCCCGCAGAGUACGCCUCAUUCAGAAUCACAGAUCAGAUCUUCUCCAGGAUCGGCAGUGAUGAUGAUAUCGAGUCCAACUCAUCUACUUUUAUGUUGGAGAUGAAAGAAGUAAACUACAUCAUUCAAAAUGUCAGUCACAGAUCACUUUUAAUUAUGGAUGAACUAGGAAGAGGCACAAGCCAAGAGGAAGGUGUUGGAAUAUGUCAUGCUGUCUGUGAAUAUCUACUCAGAUUUAAAGCCUUUGUCUUCUUUGCAACACAUUUCAAGGAUCUUGGUCAACUGGAAAGUUUGUAUCCUAAUGUACAAAAGUAA